AUGAUACUAAUUACGUAUUUUGCUACAAAGCAACUAAAACAAAGGAGUAAUUUUAUGUUAUCGUCAUUUUUAAGGAUCGUAAAUUCUAGAGUGAAGUUUACUCAAAGUAUAAGAGGAAAACAAACUGAUAAUACUCUAGGAACUAUAAAUUCUUUAGUUAAGCCAGUUACUUUAAAAAAAAAUUCAAAUAAUUUAAAUAUUGGUUUGGAAUUAACUGGUGCUCUGGAUAAAUCUAAAGUUUUGCAGACCAUGUAUAAUUUUUCAAUUAACAAUGCAGUGAAACAACUAUGUGACCAACAUGGACUAGAUGACAGGACUUUUAUUUCAUGUAUGACAAGUUUUCGCAAAUGUUGUAUAGAAGCUACUACGUUAUCUACAGAUCUUUAUAUUACUUUAAAUGAUAUUAUACAAGGUGCAGGACAUGUUACAGAUUUAAUUCCAUAUUUUAUGCGCCAUAUAAAACAAAUGUAUCCACAUAUUGAUUAUAUAAAUGAACUGAAGAAAAUCAGUGAUUUAACAAAUCCAUCUCAUUGGUAUUCUAAAGCUAGAUCUGUGAAAAGAAAAAUCAUAUUUCAUGCUGGUCCUACAAAUAGUGGCAAAACAUACCAAGCCUUGCAAAGGUUUAUAUCCGCAAAAAGUGGUAUUUAUUGUGGACCAUUAAGGUUAUUAGCUAGUGAAGUUUUUACUAAGUGUAACUCUAUGGGUACACCUUGUGAUUUGAUAACAGGAGAAGAACACAAAUAUGCCAAAAAUAUAUUGUCUCCUGCAGAUCAUAUAUCAUGUUCCAUAGAAAUGGCAAACCUAGACAAUUCUUAUGAUGUAGCUGUAAUUGAUGAAAUUCAAUUACUACGUGAUCCGAUUAGAGGAUGGGCAUGGACAAGAGCUCUUCUUGGUCUUGUUGCAAAUGAAAUACAUAUAUGUGGUGAAUAUGGUGCUUUAUCUAUUGUACAGUCUAUAUGCCUUACAACAGGUGAAGUUGUAGAAGUAAAACAAUAUCAAAGACUAACUGAGCUUAAAAUGGAAGAUUCUGCACUUUGUUCUUUACAUAGGGUUCUACCAGGAGAUUGUAUAGUUUGUUUUAGUAGAGGCGAGGUAUUCUCUGUGUCACAAGCUAUUGAAAAAUUGGGGCAUAAAGUAGCUGUAAUAUAUGGUAGUUUACCACCAGGCACAAAAUUAGCUCAAGCUGCAAGAUUUAAUGAUCCUAAAGAUCCUUGUAAAAUAUUAGUAGCUACUAAUGCUAUAGGAAUGGGUCUUAAUUUACAUAUUCGUAGAAUUAUAUUUUAUUCUCUUACUACACUAUCUGUAAAUGAUAAAGGACAAAUGGAAUCUGAUGUGAUUUCUGUAUCAACUGCAUUACAAAUAGCAGGUCGCGCUGGUCGUUAUGGAACACAGUGGUCGAAAGGAUAUGUAACAACUUACAAAAUUGAAGAUUUUGCUUUACUAAAAAAUUUAUUAGAACAAACGCCUGAAGAACUUACAGUAGCUGGGCUUCAUCCAACAGCAGAUCAAAUAGAAUUAUAUGGCUAUUAUUUACCAACUGCAACAUUAUCAAAUAUCAUUGAUAUUUUCAUAAAGUUGUGCCAGUUUGACAAUUCUUUAUAUUUUAUUUGUAAUUUAGAUGAUUUUAAAUUUCUUGCUGAUAUGAUACAACAUAUGUCUUUAUCUCUUCGUACACGAUACAUAUUUUGUUGUGCGCCAAUCAACAGAAAAAUAGCUAUAACAUGUAAUAUGUUCUUGAAGUUCGCUCGACGAUGUAGUAUGAAUGAGCCAGCAACUAUUUCGUGGUUAUGCAGCGAAAUUAACUGGCCUCCUCGGACGCCAGGAACACUUAAUGGACUUUUAAAUUUGGAACAUUUAUUUGACAUAUUAGAUAUCUAUCUUUGGUUAAGUUAUCGUAUGCCAGAUUUGUUUCCUCAUGGAGAUGAAGUUAGGCAGCUACAACUUCAGUUGGAUGAAAUUAUCGAUUCAGGAGUUAAAAACUUAAUAAGACAAUUUAAAAGCACAGAACAAGAUUUCAUUGCACCAUCUCACGAAAAAAUUAACACACAAGAUGAUGAGUAUGAAAACAAAAAAUUAAGUAUGAAACUGAUAAAUCAAGGUCUUUUAACACCACAUAUACUGAAACAACUAAAAAUGGAAUGGUCUAAGGAAAACAAAGGAAAAAGUAAAAAACGAAGUUAAACUUAAAGCCAGCGGAAAUGCUUCCUGCUAAAACGAUUACUCUUCAUCAAUUUC
This is a messenger RNA of Eufriesea mexicana, 2235 nucleotides long. RefSeq names its product Suv3 RNA helicase (gene Suv3). Gene Ontology annotation, cellular component: mitochondrial degradosome. The record is from RefSeq and is a predicted model, not a curated record. Lineage: Eukaryota; Metazoa; Arthropoda; Insecta; Hymenoptera; Apidae. Gene Ontology annotation, molecular function: hydrolase activity, acting on acid anhydrides; RNA helicase activity; ATP binding. Bases 1 to 2181 code for a protein of 726 amino acids. The transcript is spliced from 15 exons. Gene Ontology annotation, biological process: mitochondrial RNA 3'-end processing.